Babjeviella inositovora NRRL Y-12698 is the source of this 2449-nucleotide messenger RNA. RefSeq names its product Med17p (gene MED17). Lineage: Eukaryota; Fungi; Ascomycota; Pichiomycetes; Serinales. Gene Ontology annotation, molecular function: transcription coregulator activity. The record is from RefSeq and is a predicted model, not a curated record. Bases 307 to 2166 code for a protein of 619 amino acids. The transcript has a single exon. Gene Ontology annotation, biological process: regulation of transcription by RNA polymerase II. Gene Ontology annotation, cellular component: mediator complex; core mediator complex.
UCCAGAUCGGCUGUAUCCUCAGAUUAACACUGUCUUCUGUGAGCACAGCGGAUUGUUAUUACAGAUUAUACAAGUUUCGGGUUCACCACUUUCGUUUCAUAUACACCACUGUCUUAGUCAACGUUCAGACCUAUUCAUUCACUGCAGCCCGACAGUACCAUAGAAAGGCUGUUGCAAAGUUGCAGGCACCUCAAGACAAAGAGCAAAACUCUUAGGAUACUCACAGUCUCCCACAUAGCUGAUCCAUCAAAGAUUUCGCCUAUAUAGCCUGUUGCAAUCUAUAGCCCCCGCUUCCCGUUUAGCGCAAUGUCUCGAGUGGUUUUAAACCUCGACCCCCAACUGGUCGUGGGCAACCAGAAAGACCCGUUCAUCCAGAACGAAAAUACCCUCCCCCUCAACCAGAUCAUUCCUCGCAUCAUCGCGGAACGCGGUUCGUUCCUCAACCUCACGGAGGAAUCGCUUAGUGAGGAGAUCAACAGCGAGCGUGAGGUGCUCACCAAGCAAGCCAUCCACGUGGCCAGCGACGAAUACGACGACGCCGACGACGACGAGGCUAAAACUCGCGGCGAGGAGUUCCUCAAGUCGCGCAAUGAGAUCAUCGGGUUGGUGCAAUCUGCCUUGAACGAAUCAUCGCUCUCGCUCGACUUUGUCUCGCUCAUGAUCUCGGCCGUCAAGCCCAACUUGGGGAACCUCACCAUGUCGCCACACUUGAAGCAGCACGUUCCGGCGGGCUCAUUGACGUCGCACCGCGUGUACACGGUGCCGUACGCAGGCGAGCCGCUACAACCGAAGAAACUCAUCCACACGGAGGAGGGUUCGCAGGAAAGCGACUUGGUGGUGCCUACGCGCGAUAUGAAGAUUGGCCACGGAUGGAAGCUCGAGAGUUUGGAGCGCACCGCCGGCUUGCUUCGAGAGACGAGCAUCCGGCUCAGCGAGGAGAUUCUCCGCGAGAAGCAAUAUUGGAGCAACAUCAACCACGUGUUGGCGAACUCGCACAACUCGUUGUUCAAGGUGCGCGAGGGCCGUGUCAGGGAGAUCGGGGUAAAGUAUGGCUAUCACGAGUCAGGGUCGCGGUACCAUCUCGAUAAGGGUGUGGCGAUCUUGAAGCGACUCCCGGACGGCGAGUUGGCGUUCACUCCGGUGAGCAGCCACGCAAACACGGUGAGCGAGGAGGAGGUACAUCGGUAUGUAAGGGUAAGGGUGGUGACGAAGGUGGAUGACGAGUGGUGUGUGACGGGAGAGUCAAUGUGUGGGUUCAGAACUGCCACUUCCGAAGCACACGGUAGUUCCAACGAAACCGGCAGUCCCGGGGCGAAGGUUGAAGAUAACGGCAGUUCUGGAGAGAACGUGGACACGAAUGGCAGUUUCGAUAUGGAUAUCGAAGGAAAUGGAAUCACAGAAAGCAACCUCGAUGCAACUAGACAAGGAAAUGAACCUCCCGUCGAUGGUAUCACCACCAAAAUCCAACGCGCGCAGUUCUUUCUCUUUGAAGAAGAACUCUUCUAUCAAUUGACCCGCGAGGCCAGUUCACUCCUCCCGUACCAGGUCACCCUUUCCUCGGAAAAAAUCGUCUUAGAAAACGGCACCGAUGAGCUCAUCGAGAUCGAUGCGGCACACCCCCAGGAGCGCCGCAACUUCUCUCACGCGAACGACAACCGCGCUGACUGCAUGGCCUCGUUCUUGCGCUUAAUGUUGUGCCACCAGCACCGCCGCGCGCUCCAGGCGAACCAGCGGAUGCCGUCGCCGUCCAGUGGCACCCAGCGCCUCGAGCCGUUACUCCUCCGGCCGUUGGUGGGGCAUAUCCGGCACCACGCGCACCUCGCGAAGAUGCAGGGCAUGUUGGAGGCGCUCUUUGAUGACGGUGAGCCGGUGCAGGUGACCAAGUACUUCAACCUCAAACGGCAGGACUACGCCGCAGAUCCCUUAGUUCGUGCGAUCACACCACCAAUGUCCAAGUUUAUGAAGGUGGUGGUGGAUGGGGCAGAGCGCUUAGAGAUCAAGGUUGUCAUGUCCGCCACCGCCAGCUUCUGCAACUCGUACAUCAGUGUCGCAAUUGUGAGGGUUGGCGAGGCCGGUCGGGUGAAGUUGUUGGACGUGAACUUCACGGAUGUUAGGGAGGUGGCAGACUGUUUGGGCUGGGCCUUGCACAGCUUCAGAAGUGGGUAGACAUAUUGUCUGUUUUACCAGAGUGUAAUCCAAGGAGGUGAAGAUGUGAUGGUUAAGGUUUGUAAACGGGUGGUACAAUCCAAGGACACUUUGGUACAACUGGUAUUGUUGGUGAAGGGUAGGUCAUGAACCUCAGUCGAAGAAAAUGUUUACUACUGGAUAAUCUGAGAAUAACGCAUGCCCGGAAUCCCCUACUGGCCAUCUAUUGCUGCUUAUCUGUAUACUCAAGGAGUCAUGGAUUUCAUAGGACUAAAAUUUUAAUAUAGCCUUGGACUUUGUUUGA